AUGGUGAGUUUUGGGCGGUUGUGGUCGAGGAGUAUCGACCUAUGGGUUAGGGCGGUUCUAAAGGAUCUUCAGCGGCGUCGCAUCAGGGCUCUACUAAGGAUACUUACAACUCUUUCAGACCUGAAAGGCUUUAGAGCCCUUUGUCAGGCGAUUAUUCACUGUCGCGGCGACCUUAGCGACCCUGUGAUUAGUCUGCUGUUACGCCUCUGCGAGUUUUCCCAUUGUGAAGUGGACAGUGAGCCUUCGUACGUAACAGAGCACUCCACCUUGCAGAAUACGACCGAUCAGUGUGAAGAGGAGUGCCCUAGCCAACCUAGAGAGCAGGAACGCUUAGACCCAUCUCGUAUUUUGAGUCGGUGCAUCCUUGCAACGUUGACACCAACUUUACUCCAUGUGUUACUUAGUCGCCGGAAGGAGUCUAUGCGUUCACAAGGUAUUUGGCACUGUUAUUCAGCUAUAACAGAUGAUAUUACGACCUUCCUUGAAAGCACUGGCGGUGGUUCCAUGCCUAGCACCAUUCGAUGCUGGAGUGGUGUGACCCGUCUACGUUCCAUUCGUGCUUUUCGACCGCGUCCGAUUCUUUUAGGACUCAGCGCUUCAGAUUCACUAGAUUAUGCCCUUUUAAAGUCGAAAGGCAUAUCGUCUCUACUUCGUCAGGUGGAUUUGUCUGAGAGCCAUCGUGAGACCGAGAUCGUGCAACGAGUAAAAGAUUCAGAAGUUGGGAAUGCUAACCCAGUGGAUAAUACAUCUGGUCUAAAGGCUGUGAUAAUAUCCAUUUCCAACUUAUGUACCGUCAGGGAGCCACCUGUCGUUCCUUCUUCUUUAUAUGAGCUCUAUGAGCAUAUGCAGAAUGACGCAGGUCCGGUGAGCUCAAGAAUAGAGAAUGCAGUUGUCUAUCUACAGCGCCUUCGUCUUCUCGACCUCGAACACAAGACCAACCGUAGUCAGGUAUUACGCGAAGCUGCGAAAGAUUACGCAUCCCUAAGGCAGAGCUGCGAUCGUCCUAUCGACGUCCCUUUACAUGAGACUGGGAUAUGGAGCAACCUGAAGAGAAUGUUUCGGAUAAAAUCAGUUGAGUCGAACCAACGGUUACCUAGCUUUAAAACUAGGAAGCCGGGAUCAAUUUUGGUUCGUAGUCCAUUAUGCCAGCCAGUUGACGACAGGCAGACAUCGCUUUUGUUUGGCCGUUGUUUGUUAUUUUGCAGUGGUUACAUAAAUGUUUUUUCAAAGGUGUACAAAGCAGUUCAACACGCGUCAUCAGCUGCUACUACGUCUCGCCACGACCGUUUGUUGCUACUGGCGGCUAGAGCAAUGUUGCUCAACUUCCGAGAUCAGGUCUCAUUUGCUAAUAAGCGUACGCUUAAUCUCAAUCCCCCUCUAAUGGUCUACUACACGUUUUUGAGAGUAGUUGAAGCUGCGUGUCAUGAAACAUUUUUUGCAAUCACACCUAAGUCGUUGUACCCGCCGACGAAGUUGGCGAUUGAAUGGGUGGCAAAUGCCAUGUUUGCUUAUUGCAAUAGUGGAAAUUGCACUGCUUAUAAAACAUCUAAGUCAGCUGCUAGAAAAUCUGAUGCAAGCUCAAAUGCGUCUGUUUCAACAAAAAGUACCGGAGAUACGUCUGUUACUGAACCGCCUGCUGCUGCUGUGUUUCCUGCAGCAUCUACCAAAAUUAGCGUUAGUGGGAAAAGUCUCGGAGCGGUUUUAGCUAAUAGACGUGAAAUAGUGGAAUCGUUAUCGAAAAUUAGUGGAAGGCGUAUUCAUUUGUCUGAAGGGAGUGCGUUAUCUAUAUUGCGUGCGCACGCUGUUGUAUUCAAGAUAAAUUUCGACCAUCUCCGUGAAGCCUUUAGACAGAUCGAAGAAGCAUUCAGGAUUCUAUCGUUUCAUAAGAAGCGUUCUCUUUCAUCAAGGGUAACAAAGGAGUAUAUUGUUGACCGUGUUGGUGAUGUAUUUUCAGGUCGUCUGGCAUUGCUUCCGGGAGACACUCACCGUUCAUUUUACCGUUUGCUUGUGCCAUUUGCCCUGUAUACGUACGCUGAAUGCGUUUUUACAACGUUAUCGGAGCGUGUAUGUCACGAUAUGUACCCAAGGGCUUUCUGGGUCGCGAGAAGUCACAUGUCCCUGCUUAGUUGUCGUCUUCGUGGCAGGAUUCCUGAUUUGCAUUUGUAG
Molecule: messenger RNA, 2166 nt
Organism: Babesia sp. Xinjiang
Lineage: Eukaryota; Apicomplexa; Aconoidasida; Piroplasmida; Babesiidae
Exons: 1
Coding region: 1-2166 (721 amino acids)
Source: RefSeq, a predicted model, not a curated record